AACAGUCCCCUGCUUUCCCCGACGCCUAUCGCACUUUGCCAGGCCCGUCGCUUCCGGUUUCCACCCUGAAGCCGGGUAUGCGCAAUCACUCACUCUCGCUCAUUCGAGCCUGCUCUCUAGGUCGAGCACCCCUCUUCCUUUUCUAUUCCUCCGUCCCCCUCGCAUUUGUCGUUCAGAUCUCGUGCUCCUCUCUCUGUCUCCCUCUCUUAGUGGGAGCCCCCGACUCGUCCUGAGGGAGAGGUUGAUUGCACACGUUGUGGGAAGCGAAAGCGGAGGAGGAGAAAGGGGGGCGAAGACUGAGGGAGAGGAGACACAAGGCCAAAGCCAGGGAAGGUGGUAGCUUGUGCCCAGCAGCGGCGGAUUUCGGCGACAAUGCCGGCUGUUUCGGCCCACGAUCUGUCUUCGUUCGACAACUCGGAGAAGGAGAGCGACUAUGGAUACAUCCGGAAGGUCUCUGGGCCCGUCGUCGUGGCCGACAACAUGGGCGGCGCGGCCAUGUACGAGCUUGUCCGUGUCGGCUCCGAUCGAUUGAUUGGCGAAAUCAUUCGUCUGGAGGGGGACUCGGCGACGAUCCAGGUGUACGAGGAGACGGCGGGUUUGACCGUCCGCGACCCGGUCUUGCGAACUCGCAAGCCGUUGUCUGUGGAACUAGGUCCGGGAAUUCUUGGCAACAUUUUUGAUGGAAUUCAGCGCCCUCUGAAAGCCAUCGCCAAGCAGUCGGGGACGGUGUAUAUUCCUCGCGGAGUGGAUGUGCCAGCUCUGGACAAGACUCACGCUUGGGAGUUUCGCCCGGUGAAUUGCGCCAUGGGAGACUCGGUCACCGGCGGCGACAUCUAUGGAUCCGUGUACGAAAACAGUCUGCUCGAGCAUAGGAUCAUGCUUCCUCCCGGGGCGAUGGGCAAAGUGACGUAUAUCGCCGACCCUGGGCAGUACACGCUGCAGGAGCCUGUCAUCGAGCUGGAGUUCCAGGGCGUAAAGAAGGAGUACACGAUGCUUCAGAUGUGGCCCGUGCGAACGCCACGUCCUUCCGCUCAGAAGCUGAUCGCUGACACGCCUUUGCUCACGGGACAACGAAUUCUCGAUGCUCUCUUCCCGUCCGUUCUGGGUGGCACCUGCUCCAUUCCAGGUGCGUUCGGUUGUGGGAAGACUGUUAUUAGCCAGGCGUUGUCCAAAUACUCGAACAGCGAUGGCGUCAUGUACGUGGGAUGCGGAGAGAGAGGGAACGAGAUGGCUGAAGUGCUGAUGGAUUUCCCCAAGCUGACGAUGACACUUCCGGACGGCCGCGAGGAGUCCGUUAUGAAGCGAACCACCCUCGUUGCCAAUACCUCCAACAUGCCAGUGGCUGCUCGUGAGGCUUCCAUCUACACGGGUAUCACUCUCGCCGAGUACUUCCGCGACAUGGGCUACAACAUCAGUAUGAUGGCGGAUUCCACGUCUCGUUGGGCCGAAGCCCUUCGAGAAAUUUCCGGUCGCUUGGCAGAAAUGCCCGCAGAUAGUGGUUAUCCGGCGUACCUCGCGGCCAGGCUUGCGUCUUUCUACGAGCGCGCGGGCAAGGUGAAGUGUCUGGGCAGUCCCUCGCGUACGGGCAGUGUCACCAUUGUCGGUGCCGUCUCCCCUCCCGGUGGAGAUUUCUCAGACCCAGUCACUGCCGCCACCCUCAGCAUCGUGCAAGUCUUCUGGGGUCUGGACAAGAAGCUCGCCCAGCGCAAGCAUUUUCCCUCCGUCAACUGGCUCAUCUCCUACUCCAAGUACUCCAAGGCCCUGGAGCCAUUUUACGAGAACUUCGACGCCGACUUCAUCGCCAUUCGUACGAAGGCUCGCGAGGUGCUUCAGCGCGAGGACGACCUGAUGGAAAUCGUUCAGCUGGUCGGUAAGGACGCGCUGGCGGAGACGGACAAGAUCACGCUCGAGACGGCGAAACUCCUCCGCGAAGACUUCCUCGCGCAGAACGCUUUCACUCCGUACGACAAGUUCUGCCCCUUCUAUAAGUCGGUGUGGAUGCUGCGCAACAUUUGCCAGUUCCAUACUCUGGCGAUUCAAGCGGUAGAGCGCGCGGCGGGCUCCGACGGGCAGAAGGUUUCCUACAACAUCAUCAGGCAGCGCCUCAACGAUAUCAUCUAUCGUUUGGUCACGCAGAAAUUCGAAGACCCUGCGGAGGGCGAGGCGGUGCUGGUAGAGAAGUACAAGAAGUUGUUCGACGACAUGACCACCAGCUUCCGGAACCUCGAGGACGAAUUCCGAUGAAGAACGCUCAUGCUCAUGCUCAUGCUCAGGUCUGCCUCCUCCUCACUCUGCAUCUCGUUCGCCGUUAUUACCCUCUCUCUCUCCUCUUGUUACUUCUCUUUGCCGCGUUCGUGGUGAUGUUAUGCUCGUGUAUUCUCUCUCUCUCUCUCUGGUUGUCGUGUCUCUGGCUCCUUGCGAGACGGAUUCUCCGCAGUUUGCAAGAAGCGAUCGAACAGCACGAGAGAGGAAGAGAGCAGGAGAGGGAGGAGGAGGGGGGAGAGGAAGGUAUGUUGUCCGCUUACUGUAUGAUGAUGUGCUCGAGUCGAGGCACCGAUGCUGAAGAAGAGGGACCGGAGGGGAAGGGAAGGGAAGGCCCAUGGUGGUGGUACGGAGACCGUGGGCCUCGACGAAGUAUUAGAUGGGUAGUCGGGCUCUUUUGGGGUUGGGAUGUUUUGGAUGUUGUGCUUCUCUCGGUAGCAAGCAGCUACGUGGAGGCCGGUGAGGGGAGAAGGGAGGAGUGCGAGGGGCUGUGGUUCACUCGUAAGAAGGGAGGAGUGCAAGGGACUGGGGUGGGGUUCACUCGUUUUUUAAUGGCGGUGGGGAACGAGAAGUAAAAAGCCGAUGCCGAUGAUGUUGGCCUUGCCGGCGGCGAAAUGGCAGUGUGACGACGACGGUUGAAAAUUUGGUUGAUUGACAUUUCCUUCUUGAGCUGGUGGGCGGUGUUGUUCCUGCCUUAGUUUGUACCUUGGUUCGUUCUUUUGACCGAGUGGUUUAUGAGUGAGUGGAAGGGUUGGCUACCUUGGUUUGGUCUUUUGAGCGAGUGGUUUAUGAGUGAGUGGAAGAGUUGGCCAUCUGGAAUGUCGAUGCUCCGUGUGUUGUUCCUGCAGGAAAUUGGUUUCCCGGUUCGUUGUCGAUGUUUGCCAGGGAUUAGGAGGGAAGGAAUGCGCGCCAGUUUAGGGUAGUAAAUCGUGCUGCUGGAUCGAGGUGAUGAUGUUGUAGUGGUAGUGGUAGUAGUAGUAGUAGUAGUAGUAGAGAUGCCGAACGAAGCAGCGGGGAUGGCAAUGGAAUUAGAGGGAAGGAUUUUGAGAGUUGAGUUGUUUCACGUGCGUGUUCUCCCUUGGCUUAACCUAAAAUGGUUAUGGAGGUGAUGACGCGGGUUGAACCGCGGGUCUGCUGAUAGCAGUCCCGCGUGUUCUUUUCUGCCAACGCUCAUUUGUUCCUGUUCAGGGCGCCCAGGGAACAACCCUAGAGUGUUUUCUCCUUAGAGUUUGUGUUCUUUCUCGCCAAUUUUUUAUUGUUAAAAUGUAAUAAAGAAUGAGUGGUGGUUAUACGUACUACUAUACAACCAAUCUCCUCUAUCUGAUUCCAGGAAUGGAACGAACGAACAAUGACCGUCAUUGAUGACGACACGUGGCGGCCAUCAAUGAUGACGACACGUGGUGGCCAUCAAUGAUGACGACACGUGGCUGAAUGAUUAAGAUUGAGCGAUUGUUCGAUUGUGAAUGUCGACGGUUGAUGAAUUGCUUUGGAAAAUGUCUUUGACAUGGUGGUGAUGACGAUAACGGUUAUGAUGAUGACGAUGAUGAUGACGAUGAUGAGAUGAUGAUGGUAUUGGAACAUCUCGGAAAUGUCUUUGACAUGACAAUGAUGAAGAUGACGGUUACGAUGAUGAUGAUGAUGAUGAUGAUGAUGAUAUUGGGACAACAUCUAGGACAUAUUUGUUAAUGACUCCGAACAGUCAACAGGAAGGCGCGUCGUCGACGGUCCUCUCAAUCACGAUUGCGGUCUGUAAUGACAAUGCACGGUGUCUUUGAAGGUGUGUAGUAAUGUAUUUGAGUGUCCAGUAAUGAUGGCGCUAAACAUGGUGCUGUACCGUGUAUAAGUGAUGGUUAAUUAUGGACGAUGGUGCUUGAGUUGUUUUAAAAUUUGACAAAAUGCAAUGGCAGCACAAGGACAGAUGCAGUAAGUGAAGAUUUCGGUGAAUGGUUUCAGUUCUCAUUGGUCGAAAUUUA
Messenger RNA from Chara braunii, 4235 nucleotides. Lineage: Eukaryota; Viridiplantae; Streptophyta; Charophyceae; Charales; Characeae. The record is from the annotation of a GenBank genome assembly.